Molecule: messenger RNA, 224 nt
Organism: Cetraspora pellucida
Lineage: Eukaryota; Fungi; Glomeromycota; Glomeromycetes; Diversisporales; Gigasporaceae
Source: the annotation of a GenBank genome assembly
UGAUCUUAAAGAUAAAAGUAGUCUUAGAGAUAGUAGUAGUAAUCUUAGAGGUGGUCUUAAAAAUGGUCUUAGAGGCAGUUUCAGUGGUAAUAAUGAUAGUUUUAAAAACAGAAAUAAUAGUCUUAGAGGUAGUCUUAGAGGUAGUAAUAAUGGUCUCAGAAGUAGUAUUAGUGGUUUCAGAGAUAGAAGUAGUUUUAAAGAUAAUGAUAAUAGUCUUAAAAGCA